UAGUUGGUUGCUUGCGUAUCUUAGGGCUUACUUAGCAGUAUGACUGCGAAUAAGUCCCCAGAGGAGAAUGCGUAUCCCCGGAAAGGGGUAUGUAUAGCCUAUAACGGGCAAUUCCUGGAAACCCAGAUUUAAAGCUAAUAGAUGGGUAAGCUUAUGUUUAGUUUUGUGAACUCCGAUAGCUAGUGUUAUUUGCUGAUGUGCUCUUCUCAGGUUGACUUAAUUAUAAAAAUCAUACGACUGUGCUACAUGCCCUUAAGCCAACGAGCAUGAACGCCGAGGAAGCUCUGAGCUCUGUUACUCUGCCUCCCUGGCUGGUGUGUAGUCAAACCAUCUACCACAGUUGUAGCUUACGUCGAUGUUGGCUCAGGAGAUCGAUUAUGUCAUUUCUCAAAUUAGCCUUUUAUACCCUAAGUCCAUCGACUGAAAGUGAGUCUAUCGCAAGGUCUCUCGCGUCCUCACGCCACCACCACGACUUGAUAAUGGCCGCUAACCGCUCUUUUUAGCCGAUUAAAAAGUAAUGAUGCAAUAUUUACCCAAAAAUAUAUGAUAUGCAUAGUCUCACUCGCUGAUGGCCGGUUUUCAAGGCUCGCCAGCCAUCUCAAAUGGCUCAGCUAUUCCAGCUCAUUCAAGAAACACGGAAAUAGCCAUUUAGCUGUGCGGCAACUAUGCUGGGGCUAGCAUCUCCUGAGUCUUCUGCUGACUCUGUAUUCCUGUGGUAUGACGGUGACAACUCUUCGUUCGAGUCCAAAACGUCAUAGCAGGACAACUCUUCGAUGAGGACAUAAUAUGGUUCUACUGUACCAUGGUUGUGUAGGUAUGACUCUCAUCUGCACUAUAAAAGCCCUCAAACACUCCUUUCGCCCCCCAAUUCAUCUUUUUCUCUUCAUCUCCUCACCAACAACUUCUACAUCCUGCAGACAUACUUGACUGUCCACGCUCGUGCCCUACACCAAGAGCAUAUCCUCGAAUAUAUAAAUUUUAUACAUUCAUACAUUCUCCAAGGUAUGCUGGCAUCAUAUAUUCACUCACACAAUCCUCUUGUCUGUGUUUCUAACAUUAACCUCGUUGCAGAUCCAGCAAGCCAAAAUGGGUGCUGGACUCAAGCCAAAGGAGAAGGACUAUCGCCUACCCUUCCACAAUGCGAUAGCAAUUUUCAACGAGAAGACUGGCAGAUACGAGCCAGUCGCCCCAGCCGCCAAACCUAAGAAGGCGGCCACCACCAUCGGGGCUGUUCCUCAGCCCAAACCGCGGCCAACAAAAGUCCAGAAGGCCGCAAAGCCAGCGAAGACCGCCUUGUUUCCCAAUCUCUUACUCGGCAAAGAUGGAAAACUUGGUCCAAAGCCUUUCGUCAUUCGAAAGGUGAGGCUGCCAGAGCCACAGCCUCCAACUCUUGCCCCAGCCAAACACAAGUAA
Molecule: messenger RNA, 1413 nt
Organism: Trichophyton rubrum CBS 118892
Lineage: Eukaryota; Fungi; Ascomycota; Eurotiomycetes; Onygenales; Arthrodermataceae
Exons: 1
Coding region: 1087-1413 (108 amino acids)
Source: RefSeq, a predicted model, not a curated record